AACCGUCUGCCCCCCCUCAAGACGUUAAAUGUGUCAGCACGCGAUCCACCGCCAUUUUGGUAAGUUGGCGGCCGCCACCGGCCGAGAGCCAGAACGGCGUCCUGGCUGGCUACAGCGUCCACUAUCGAGCGCUGGACUCGGAGGACACCGACCUAAAGGAGGUGAAUGAUAUCCCCCCAACCACCAGUCAGAUCCUACUGGAGUCCUUGGAGAAGUGGACCGAGUAUCGCAUCACGGUGGUGGCUCACACGGAGGUGGGGCCGGGGCCGGAGAGCUCGCCGGUUAUCGUCCGCACGGAUGAAGAUGUGCCCAGUGCACCACCUCGUAAAGUGGAGGUGGAGGUCCUGAACUCAACUGCAAUCCAAGUGUUCUGGCGCUCCAGUGCAGACCGCCAGCACGGCCAGAUCCGUGGCUACCAGGUGCACUACGUGAGGAUGGAGAAUGGAGAGGCCAGGGGGCUGCCCCAGAUCAAGGACAUCAUGCUGGCAGAUGCCCAGUGGGAAACAGAUGACACUGCUGAAUACGAAAUGAUCAUUGCUGGGCUCCAGCCGGAGACUGCGUAUUCCAUCACCGUAGCCGCUUACACCAUGAAGGGAGAUGGUGCUCGCAGCAAACCCAAAGUGGUCACCACAAAGGGUGCAGUCCCAGGAAAGCCCAUCCUGUCUGUGCACCAGACAGAGGAGAACACUCUCCUGGUGAAGUGGGAGCCUCCAUUGGAUGCUGAAGGUCAGGUGUUGGGCUACCGACUCCAGUUUGGCCGCAAGGAUGUCGACCCUUUGGCUACCUUGGAGUUCUCAGCCCUGGAGGAUAAGUACAUCGCUCCCAGCAUCCACAAAGGCGCCACGUACGUCUUCAAGCUGGCGGUGAAAAGCCGAGCUGGCUUCGGGGAGGAAGCUGUGCAGGAACUCACCACCCCUGAAGACAUCCCUAAGGGUUAUCCCCAAAUCCUCGAGGCGAGCAACAUCACUUCCAUGUCGGUCCAGUUUGGCUGGCUCCCCCCCGUGCUGGCUGAGAGGAACGGAGCCAUCGUCAAAUACACCGUGGCUUACCGGGAAGCAGGUUCUCCUGGCAACCUGCUGGAAAAAGACCUCCCCCCCUCCCCAGAGAACUCCUACACCCUCAACGGCCUCAAACCCAACACCGCCUAUGAUGUUAAAAUCCGUGCUCACACCAGUAAAGGCCCCGGGCCCUACAGCCCGACCGUCCAGUAUCGGACGUUCCAGCUGGAUCAAGUUUUGCCCAAAAACUUCAAGGUGAAGAUGGUGACAAAGACAUCUGUCCUUUUGAGCUGGGAGUUCCCUGAGAACUACAACUCUCCCACCCCAUACAAGAUCCAGUACAACGGGCUGCACGUCGACGUGGACGGUCGCACCACCAAGAAGCUCAUCACCCACCUGAGGCCCCGAACCUUCUACAACUUUGUGCUGAUGAACCAGGGCAACAGCAUGGGGGGGUUGCAGCAAAAUGUUGCUGCCUGGACUGCUGCUGACAUGUUAUCCAAGAAGCCAGAGGUGACCCACAAACCUGAUGCUGAUGGCAACGUGGUGGUGAUUCUUCCCGACGUGAAGAGCUCCGUGCCUGUCCAGGCUUUCUACAUUGUGGUGGUGCCUCUACGCAAGUCCCGAGGAGGACAAUUCCUCAACCCCUUGAGCAGCCCUGAGGAGAUGGACCUGGAGGAGCUGGUGCAGGACAUCGCCAGGCUCCGGCGUCGCAGCCUGCGCCACUCGAGGCAGUUGGACUUCCCCAAGCCUUACAUCGCCGCGCGCUUCCGCUCCCUCCCCUCCCACUUCAUCCUGGGGGACAUGAAACACUAUGACAACUUUGAGAACAGAGCCCUGGAGCCAGGGCAGAAGUAUGUAAUCUUCAUCCUGGCUGUGCUGCAGGAGCCCGAGGCUACCUUUGCUGCCAGCCCCUUCUCUGACCCCAUCCAGCUGGACAACCCUGAUCCGCAGCCGAUCAUCGAUGGAGAGGAAGGGCUGAUCUGGGUCAUUGGGCCUGUCCUGGCCGUGGUGUUCAUCAUCUGCAUCGUCAUUGCCAUACUCCUCUACAAAAACAAACCAGACAGCAAACGGAAAGACUCGGAACCACGGACCAAAUGCCUCCUGAACAAUGCUGAGAUCACUCCUCACCACCCGAAGGAUCCGGUGGAAAUGAGACGUAUCAACUUCCAGACUCCAGAUUCUGGUCUGAGCAGCCCUCUCAGUGACCCUGAGUUUGACUUGGAAAGUAUGCUCAGCCACCCACCCAUCCCUGUUUCUGAGCUGGCUGAACACACAGAGCAUCUCAAAGCUAAUGAUAACCUGAAAUUAUCCCAAGAGUAUGAGUCCAUUGACCCUGGCCAGCAGUUCACCUGGGAGCACUCCAACCUGGAAGUGAACAAACCCAAGAACCGUUACGCCAACGUGAUCGCCUACGACCACUCGCGCGUCAUCCUGCUGCCCAUCGAAGGAAUUGUGGGCAGUGAUUACAUCAAUGCCAACUACAUCGAUGGGUAUCGGAAGCAAAACGCCUACAUUGCCACUCAGGGGCCUCUGCCAGAGACCUUUGGAGAUUUCUGGAGGAUGGUGUGGGAGCAGCGUUCAGCUACUAUUGUUAUGAUGACGAAACUGGAGGAAAAAUCACGGAUCAAGUGUGACCAGUACUGGCCAGGCCGAGGUACAGACACCUAUGGAAUGAUUCAAGUGACAUUACUGGACACCAUUGAGUUGGCCACAUUCUGCAUCCGAACGUUCUCCCUUCACAAGAAUGGCUCCAGUGAGAAGAGGGAGGUGCGGCAGUUCCAGUUCACGGCGUGGCCUGACCAUGGUGUGCCCGAGUAUCCCACCCCAUUCCUGGCCUUCCUGAGACGGGUGAAAACCUGCAACCCUCCUGAUGCUGGUCCCAUCGUGGUGCACUGCAGUGCGGGCGUUGGCCGGACCGGCUGCUUCAUCGUGAUCGAUGCCAUGCUGGAGAGGAUCAAACAUGAGAAGACAGUGGAUAUUUAUGGCCAUGUCACCCUCAUGAGAUCCCAACGUAACUACAUGGUACAGACAGAAGACCAGUACAGCUUCAUCCACGAUGCCUUGCUCGAGGCUGUGGCUUGUGGCAACACCGAGGUCCCAGCUCGGAAUCUCUACAGCUACAUCCAGAAACUGGCACAGAUUGAAGCCAGAGAGCACGUGACGGGCAUGGAGCUGGAGUUCAAGCGUUUGGCCAACUCCAAAGCCCACACCUCUCGUUUCAUCAGUGCCAACCUCCCCUGCAACAAGUUUAAGAACCGCCUUGUCAACAUCAUGCCCUACGAGACCACCCGGGUGUGCCUGCAGCCCAUCCGCGGCGUGGAGGGCUCCGACUACAUCAACGCCAGCUUCAUCGAUGGCUACAGGCAGCAGAAGGCCUACAUUGCCACGCAGGGACCCCUGGCAGAGACCACCGAGGACUUCUGGCGGAUGCUGUGGGAGAACAACUCUACCAUCGUGGUGAUGCUGACGAAGCUUCGCGAGAUGGGCAGGGAGAAGUGCCAUCAGUACUGGCCGGCCGAGCGCUCCGCGCGGUACCAGUACUUCGUGGUGGAUCCCAUGGCCGAGUACAACAUGCCCCAGUACAUCUUGAGGGAGUUCAAGGUCACAGAUGCCAGG
Messenger RNA from Acanthisitta chloris (rifleman), 3617 nucleotides. Its product is annotated as receptor-type tyrosine-protein phosphatase S-like. Gene Ontology annotation, molecular function: protein tyrosine phosphatase activity; protein binding. The record is from RefSeq and is a predicted model, not a curated record. Gene Ontology annotation, biological process: protein dephosphorylation. NCBI's taxonomy places the organism in Eukaryota, Metazoa, Chordata, Aves, Passeriformes, Acanthisittidae.